This is a messenger RNA of Bradysia coprophila, 536 nucleotides long. Its product is annotated as histone H2A, embryonic-like. Gene Ontology annotation, cellular component: nucleosome. The record is from RefSeq and is a predicted model, not a curated record. Gene Ontology annotation, molecular function: structural constituent of chromatin; DNA binding; protein heterodimerization activity. NCBI's taxonomy places the organism in Eukaryota, Metazoa, Arthropoda, Insecta, Diptera, Sciaridae.
GUAAGCUUUUGCCAUCACCAAACUCAAGUUGUGACGUCUUUGCUGCUGCGUAAUAAUUAUUUAUUUUUGUUGCUUUUAUACUUAUUUUAUUGAGAUGUCUGGAACAACGGGAACCACGAGAAAAGCCAGGAAAACGAAAUCUUCCAAGGCCGGACUCUUACUAUCCGUUGAACGAAUUCGACAACAAAUGGUGAAAGGAAAUUAUGCCACUCACGUACAGACAAAAUCUGCAAUUUUUAUGGCCGCAGUUUUGGAGUACCUUUGUGCGGAAGUCUUUGACAUAGCACAUACUGAAGCCGUCAAAGCUAAGAAACAGCGAAUUAAUCCACGUCAUCUUAUGUUCGCAGUUCGGAAAGAUGCGGAACUGAAUGAGUUACUGAAAAGCGUUACAAUAUCGGAGGGUGGCGUGUUGCCUACAGUAUCGGUAUCUAAGGUCGCUAAAACUGUGCAUAGUGAGGAAUUUUGAGAAAUUGUUCGAAAUCAACCGUUUUAACCGUAUUCGAUUAUUGAAAUUAAAUAUCUUGUGUUCGGCACGA